UCUUGAAUUCCAUGUCCUACUCUGGGCGGAACAACCGUUCACAACGGAAUUCACGGCCGACCUUAGAGUAUCGAAAGGCGAAGAUCUUGACUCGGUGGUGGAUGGAAUCUGCAGACUCGUCGAUACUUCUGGUUGGGAAUUACUGAACGGCGAUGAAAUCCGGAAGACGUUCCACUGUCGAACAUGGACGAAGAUAGGAGAUUUCUUUAACGGCGUAGCGACUAAAUGCAAAGAAAUGAAUCAUCAUCCGAGAAUUGAGAUUACAUACAACUCUAUUACCUUCCACUGGAAGACCCAUUCCCCGCCUGGGCUCUCGCAAAAAGACGUGCAAAUGGCAGACUUUUGUGAUUUCUGGGCGACGGUGGUGAAGACUGUUCCUGCUGAGGACGCGCCGUCGUGUUCGAGACCUCAAGGAGCCAAGGCUUAGUUAAGCUUUAUACGUGAUGCGAAAUUCGAGAUUUGAGAAUUGCCCAGUAGAUUCUGAGUGCAUUUGACAUCCA
This is a messenger RNA of Aspergillus steynii IBT 23096, 500 nucleotides long. RefSeq names its product 4a-hydroxytetrahydrobiopterin dehydratase. The record is from RefSeq and is a predicted model, not a curated record. NCBI's taxonomy places the organism in Eukaryota, Fungi, Ascomycota, Eurotiomycetes, Eurotiales, Aspergillaceae. The transcript has 3 exons. Gene Ontology annotation, biological process: tetrahydrobiopterin biosynthetic process. Bases 236 to 427 code for a protein of 63 amino acids. Gene Ontology annotation, molecular function: 4-alpha-hydroxytetrahydrobiopterin dehydratase activity.